AUGCGCUUGAUAAACGCCAGAACCCUCGGGUUGGAGGAAUUCGUGGGCCAGAAUAUUCCCAAAUACGCUAUCCUGUCUCAUACUUGGGGACAAGAUGAAGUCACCUUCCAGGACAUGCAGACGCCAACUGCCACCAAGAAAUCGGGGUACGCCAAAAUCAAGCAUUCCUGUGAACGGGCUUUGCAAGAUGGCCUAGGCUAUGUAUGGGUGGAUACCUGCUGCAUAGAUAAGACCAGCAGUGCUGAGCUUUCUGAAGCCAUCAACUCUAUGAUGGCAUGGUACGCCGAGUCCAAAAUUUGCUAUGCCUACCUAGCAGACGUACCUCCGAUCAGUGAUGAAGGGCUCGAUGAAGCUGCCUUUUCGCGCAGUCGAUGGUUCACUCGAGGGUGGACCCUUCAGGAGCUUAUUGCGCCAUGUCAUUUGGUAUUCCUGGCUCAAGAUUGGUCAUUCUUAUCUAUGCGGGCGAUUGAAGCUGAUCUUAUAAGUGACAUCACUGGCAUUAGUCACUCCUUUCUACAAGUGAGGCUGCACAGUGAAAAUCUCAAAUUCGAGCUUAUGUCAACAAGCAUCGCGGAACGAAUGAGCUGGGCAUCGAACCGUGAAACAAGCCGGAUAGAGGACGUGGCAUAUUCUUUGCUGGGUAUUUUCCAAGUCAACAUGCCCCUCUUGUAUGGAGAGGGAUCUGCUGCUUUUCGAAGACUACAAGAAGAGAUCAUCAAAUAUUCCGACGAUCAAUCAUUGUUUGCGUGGAGCUUCAGAGCACCAGAACAUGAUCUGAGUCAUAAACGACCAUGGUCUAUAUGUCAGUCGUUGCUCGAGGAAAUGGUUUCUUUCUUCAAAGACUAUGAAACCCCUCCAGAAUUUUCUGGAGCAAUGCAAAUAGACGAAUCAGACAUCUCGGGGAUCCUCGCGGAGUCUCCAGCAGCAUUUCGAGGUUGUGGCAACAUAGUUCCAUGCGACGUCAAGAAGCCGACUCCUCCUUUCUCGAUGACCAACAAGGGCCUAAGCAUAGAACUGCCACUUCUUGAGCUCUUCGACGGCUACUUCGCUCUCCUACAGUGUCAAAUGAAGACAGACCCUACAAGGCUAAUAGCCCUGCCAUUAUCGAAAAUAGAAGAUACCUACUGCCGAUCCAAACGAGGGAAUUAUGUGGCCGAUCAUGCAGCUUGGUUCAGGUGGCCCCGUGAACAGCUUUAUUUUUCCCCUGAUAUCGAUGCAACCUAUGCAGGCAUCAUCAAUCACCCACAUUAUUCUGUCAUUGUAAGAGAUCUUCCAUCCAAUCUUGGGAUAGCGGAGGUACUCCCAUCUAGCGCCGGCUGGCGGCCUGAUUCAAGGGUUGUCUUCACAAAAACCACUGGAGACCUUUACUUCGAUACCAAAUACGUUUUCGUUUCGCUCCAGGACUUGGAUGGCAGUGGCCUCUCAUUCAUAUUGGCUGUUAGAAUGGAAAAGCCCCGCUGGAGCUACGGUCCCAAUUGGGAGGCUACCCUCACACCUUAUUUUACAACAGGAGCAAUUAUCAACUAA
Messenger RNA from Aspergillus vadensis CBS 113365, 1527 nucleotides. Its product is annotated as HET domain-containing protein. Lineage: Eukaryota; Fungi; Ascomycota; Eurotiomycetes; Eurotiales; Aspergillaceae. The record is from RefSeq and is a predicted model, not a curated record. Bases 1 to 1527 code for a protein of 508 amino acids. The transcript is spliced from 2 exons.